This is a messenger RNA of Diprion similis, 2978 nucleotides long. Its product is annotated as influenza virus NS1A-binding protein-like. Lineage: Eukaryota; Metazoa; Arthropoda; Insecta; Hymenoptera; Diprionidae. The coding region runs from base 372 to 2828 and encodes 818 amino acids. The transcript is spliced from 8 exons. Gene Ontology annotation, molecular function: protein binding. The record is from RefSeq and is a predicted model, not a curated record.
UCAAACAGUUGUCUCGUGUCGUUCGCGUUCAAUUUUCUCAAUUAACGUUACGUGUAUAUCUAAUAACACUGUAAUAUUGUUCAUUGUUUUACUUUUAUUUUUUUAUUCACCCUCGACGCAAAUGAACUGGUGGCUAACUUACAUCAUUUAUGGUUCUUCCAACCACUUUCUAAUAUGAGAAAAUAACUUUGACAAAUCAAUUGUCUACGAUCUUGAUUUAUAAUUUUUGGAAAAAAAUUGUGUCCACCGUGUCAUUCUAUCGAGGUAUUUACGAACAAGAGGAGCUAUUGCAGCGAGACGCAGAAAAGGGAGAACUCGAGCCUGAGCCUCCUAGCGUUGAGUCCAAGACGAAAUCUAAACUGAAAGACAACAUGGUUUCAUCAGUUUCUGCCAACCCAGACUCGGAGGGUCUCAAUGACUCUGUACUGGAACUGCAAGACGAGCGUCACCCACAGCUGACGCUUGCUUCUUUGAACAUGAUGCGUAAAAAUAGACACUUUUGCGACGUUGUCUUACAUGUCGGCAGUACCGAAGUUCAUGGACACAGAGCUGUACUGGCGGCAGUCUCCCCGCAUUUGUUUGAACUCUUCAGUGCCGAUAAGCAAGGGAACAAAGAACCCAGAGUUACUUAUAAAUUGAAUGGAGGAUUCGACAAGGUCGCUCUGCAAAAGCUGGUUGAUUAUGCCUACACUUCCAGGCUUGAGAUACUACCGUCGCAGGUGAAAUCGGUCUACUUGGCAGCGUGGCAUUUGAAAAUGGAGAGGGUUUCGGCACAAUGUGCCGCUCAUCUUUUGCAUUAUCUAACACCAGGUUCAUGUCUUGAAGUUCGCGCUCUUCCAGGAAUAACGCAGAAUGAGGACUUUGCAAAAAAAGUCGAUGCUUACAUAAGAGAUCACUUUGAAGCCGUCUGCAGCAGCCCCACUUUGUUGUCGUUGCCCUGCGUGAAAAUCGAGGUCUUACAUCAAACGGUUCAGGAAAUGUCAUUGGUGAAUGGAACGAGUCUUUGCCACUUGGUAUUGGAUUGGGUGAAGCGAUCUCUCACAGACUCUAGCAGCUUGACCGUGGAUCACCUUACACAAAAAACAUACUUGCUAUAUCUUGCUCUGGACAAUAGCCUGCAAGAUUGCACAGAUCUACCGUCAGGCGACGUUAGCGAUACUGACAUCGUUCAAGAUUAUAAAAAGCUUUCACUCAAAUCGCAAGCACAAUCCAAGGGUCGUAGGAAGGGUCCAUUGCAGCCAGCUAAACCAAGAGUUCUUAUCUACUCGAGAGAUAUCGGAGAGCGGAUCGAGUCAGAAUUGGAACCGGAUUGGAAUCUCAUAGGAGCAAGUAAAGUUGGUGAGCAUGCUUUCUUGGCCAUUGUAACUCUGGAUGGAAGAUUGACUACAUUGUCAGUACAACUGCGACUCAACACACCCUCGUUGCCAUCUCCAUUAGCAACACCAGAGAUUGUAGCUUCGAAAAAUUGUUCUGCAAACGAACCUGAAUUGUAUUGUGCUCUCCCAACAAUGAAGGCAGGAAAAUGUGCCGUUGGUUGCGCCAAUUUGAAUGACACGUUGUUGGUCUGCGGCGGUUACGACAGGGUUGAAUGCUUGAAGACUGUGGAUCAAUAUUUGCCAGAAUCAAACACCUGGCAGGUACUGUCAGGAAUGAGGGAAGCCAGAGGUCGAUUUGGAAUCGCUGUCGUUAACGGAAGAGUUUAUGCGAUCGGCGGGUCAAAUGGUUCUACGGAACUUGCUACUGUCGAAGUUCUCAACCCUGAGGCUGGAUGGAAGUGGUCAGCUGUUGCGAAUCUUCCUUUGGCUAGAUCAAAUUCGGGUGUCUGCGCUUUGGGCAGCAAGAUUUAUUGCAUCGGCGGAUGGAAUGGUCAGGCUGGUAUUAAACAGUGCGACGUCUUCGAUCCUGAGACAGGCAAAUGGUCAAGCAUCAAACCACUGAGAACUGGGAGAUACCAGGCAGGAGUGUGUGCAUAUCAAGACCGCGUCUACGCAGUGGGUGGUUGCGAUGCGUGGAACUGUCUGAAUUCCGUGGAAAUUUACAACCCGGAAGAAGACACGUGGUCAGUGGGACCACCUCUUAUAUCAGCCCGUCGUGGCUGCGGCCUUGCUGUCUUCCGUGGUCGACUUUAUGCCGUUGGCGGAUCUUCUGGAACGCACAGUCUCACGACGACGGAAAUAUUCGACCCUGAAGAACAAGUCUGGGUACCAGGGCCCAAUCUGGCUACACCGAGAGCAAAUGUAGCUGUCGCGGUUGUCGGAGACAGAUUGUACGCAGUAGGUGGAUUUUCUGGUAAGAAUUUCUUGAAUUCCAUCGAAUAUUUGGACGCUCACAGCAACGAGUGGACGACGUUCGUACCAAAGUCCGACGGUACAAACACACCCGCAAGCUCGCUGCAAAACAGUUUUUCAGAUACCAGCUUGAAUGGUAACGAAAAGAACGUGAUGAAUAUCAGCACAUCGAGCAACGCGAGUGAUUCGAGUAUCGUCAGCGAGAAAAAUGGUUCCGUUUAUGGUUCGGGAAUGGAAUCCUUGUCCAAUUUUCAAAAAAAUACCAUUACCACAAAUUUUGAUACAGAUGUAAAUUCUACCGAUGAGUCGGAACAAGACUCCGUUACAUCGAGUAAUGGCAUCGCUGCAACUAAUGGUACUUUCAAAAGUUCCGAGGCCGUCGUUAUUACUGAAGCAAAGCCUGAAUCUCAGGUGAAUCCGCAUACGGCAACAAAGGGAACUGCGGUAAAUACGGGUUCUGCGAGUACUGCUAACGGUAUACACGAUCGAAAAAUCGUCGAGACUGAUCUCGCUACAAAUAAUGGAUCUCAAGAAUUCUAAAUGCAUAAUGAUUGUUGGUUUUUAAAGUCAGAUGAAUGAAAGUGUAUUAAAGAUAAAUGUAUCUCUGAUUAUUCUCAUUGCAUCUAAUAUGCGGUGGAAGAGCGAAUGAUGUGUAGGAGCGAACGUGACAGUUAUUUUCCUUUCUUUUUU